AUGUUGGUUACCUUUAUCUGCCAAUUGAUGGCUUUUUUCUUAGUGGUCCCAGUUCAAGUGUCUGCAUUUUACUUUUACACCAACGGUGGUGAACGUAAAUGUUUCCAUAAAGAAUUAUCAAAGAAUACUUUGUUACAGGGUACAUAUAAGGUUCAAAUAUAUGACGAUAAUCUAAAAUCUUAUAAGGAAGCAGACCCAAAAGAUCUUUCUGUUGUUGUUGAUGUUGAGGAAGUGUUUGACGACAAUCAAAGAGUUGUUCAUCAAAAGGGUGCUCCUAAUGGAGAUUUCACCUUUGUUGCCUUGGAUUCUGGUGAACACAGAGUUUGCUUCCAACCACAGGCUAGUGGAUGGUUGAGCAAGGUUAAGACUAAGGUAGACAUUGAAUUUGAUAUUGGAUCAGACGCCAAACUUGACUCAAAGAAGAGAGAUACAUUGGAGGCUUUACAUCAAAAGGUAAACAUUCUAAACUCCAAAAUCCUAGAAAUUAGAAGAGAACAACAAUUAAUGAGAGAACGUGAAGCCUCUUUUAGAGACAUUUCUGAAUCUGUCAACUCCCGUGCCAUGUGGUGGACUAUCAUUCAAGUCUUCGUAUUGGGUAUUACAUGUGUUUGGCAAAUGAAGCAUUUGUCUACCUUCUUUGUUAAGCAAAAGGUGUUAUAA
Messenger RNA from Naumovozyma castellii, 660 nucleotides. RefSeq names its product Erp1p (gene ERP1). The transcript has a single exon. The record is from RefSeq and is a predicted model, not a curated record. The coding region runs from base 1 to 660 and encodes 219 amino acids. Lineage: Eukaryota; Fungi; Ascomycota; Saccharomycetes; Saccharomycetales; Saccharomycetaceae.